CCCCACUGAGAUUACCCUCCGCAACCACUUGCACCAGCAGCGCUGGAUCGUCAGAACCCGCACAAUCGAUGAGGCGGCCGACCUGAUCGCCCCAGCUCCGCACUGGCUGGCCGCUGGCGACAAUUACUGCAUUCCAUCCUAGCAUGAGAAUGCUUCUGCCGCGCGGGCCCUGUCGCGCGCUCGCCCCCAAUGCAGCCCGUCAUCUAAGCGCAGCCUUGGCGUCCACGUCACACCUCAGACUCAAAGAGCAGCCGGCAUCGCAAGUGCAAUCACACGUCCGGCAUGCUUCGACGGACAAGGUCCGGCCAAGAACGGCCGUCUUCUUCCCAGGCCAAGGCGUGCACAAGGUGGGCAUGCUUACACCUUGGCUAGAAGCCUUCCCUGCGACGGCUACGCCCAUCAUCCAAGAGAUCGACCACAUCGUCGGAUUCAAACUCUCGGACGUUAUUCAGAAUGGACCCGGGAAGGUGCUCAACCUGACGCCGAACGCUCAGCCGGCCAUCAUGGCGACGUCGAUCUUGAUUCUACGUAUUCUCGAACAGGAAUUCGGCUUUAGGGUAUCGGAGCGGGCCGACUUCACGCUGGGCCAUUCGCUCGGCGAGUUCGCAGCACUCGUGGCGAGUGGCUUCCUCGAGUUCGAGGACAGCCUCUCCAUGGUGCAAAAGCGCGCCAAGGCCAUGGCUGCGGCCACGGCGGCGGCCGCGAAGGAGUACGGCGGCGAGUACGGCAUGGUGGCCAUCGUGAGCGAGCCCGAGUACAUGCCGUCCCUGAUCAACGCGAUCCACGAAUUUGUGGGCUACAGCAGCGCCGGGAGCAAGGCCGAGAGCGCCGAAGACCGGUCGCCCAUUGAGCAAGUGCUCAUCGCCAACAUCAACAGCAAGAACCAAAUCGUGCUCAGCGGCAACAUUGAGCGCAUCAAGACGCUCGUCGCGCACGUCAGGCAGUUUCUGGGCCAUGACCCGCGUGCCGUGCGCCUCAACAGCGACAGUCCCUUUCAUAGUCCCAUCAUGAAGCCCGCUGUGGCGGUGAUGCACAACAUCCUGGCAGGCAAGAGCCGCGUCCGGGGGAAGGAGGACGAUGACAUCGUCACGUGGCCAGGCACGGUGCCCUGUAUUAGCAACGUCACGGCGCGGCCAUUUGAGAGCAAGGCCGAGCUGAAGGACCUGCUGGCUCGGCAGUGCCUCGAGACGGUGCGCUGGUGGGACAGCAUAAAGUAUCUGGACCAGGAGCAGAAGGUCAGGAGGUGGGUUGGCAUUGGCCCGGGCAAAGUCGGGCGCAACCUGGUGGGCAAGGAGGUGGGCAUGAGGGGUAGGGAUACGGUGAAAGGCGGCGGGGUCUGGGCGAUUACCGACCCGAGCGAAAUCGACGAAGUGCUCAGGGGGUUGGAAGAAACCGAAUACCUUGCUGCUGACGAGGAGUAGACUCUCGUGCUGUCCUGUGCAGGGAAGGCCCGUUGACGCACUCACAUUCUAGAGGUUGCGGACGGUGACGUGCAUGCUGUUGGUUUACACGAAUCAGGGGAAGCGGCGGACAUGGAUGUGAUCGCUCAACAGUGGAACACAACGAAUGCAACAUCCUAUGCAUUCGCGAGACUACUAAGUUAUCUUGCGCUGUCUUAUGCCUGCGCCGAGAUUUAUUAGGUAUUCGCAUUAGUCUAACAUUUGGAUAACGUUAGUCGUCUCAAGAAAUGUUAGACGGACAUGGCAUCGUCUCCACGUCUGAGGUGAUAUUCCGUUAUAAAACGGUCUUCUUUGGUG
Molecule: messenger RNA, 1757 nt
Organism: Canariomyces notabilis
Lineage: Eukaryota; Fungi; Ascomycota; Sordariomycetes; Sordariales; Chaetomiaceae
Product: FabD/lysophospholipase-like protein
Exons: 2
Coding region: 144-1421 (425 amino acids)
Biological process (GO): fatty acid biosynthetic process
Cellular component (GO): mitochondrion
Molecular function (GO): [acyl-carrier-protein] S-malonyltransferase activity
Source: RefSeq, a predicted model, not a curated record